UCUCCCCAUCUCCCAUUAGGAAAAACCAAAGGAUCCGCAACUAAACCCUAAAACGACACCAUCCCCGCCGGCAACGCAAUAGAUAUCUCUCUAACAUCAAACAAAACGACAUUAACAACUCUCCAUUCAAAACCAAUAUUAUGAGCAGGCUUAAUGGCUCCUCCUCCUCCACCACCACCACCACCACGACCCAAGCCUGCGCCGCCUGCAAAUACCAGCGUAGAAAAUGCGCGCCUGACUGUAUUCUUGCGCCUUAUUUCCCUCACGAUCGUCAACGGCAAUUCCUGAACGCGCAUAAAUUGUUCGGCGUGAGUAACAUUACUAAAAUUAUUAAAAACCUAAACCAACCUGAUAAAGACGAAGCCAUGCGUACGAUCAUUUUUCAAUCGGAUGUCCGUGCGAAUGAUCCUGUCGGGGGUUGUUAUCGGAUUAUACGCGAACUCCAACGACAAAUCGAGUUCCAUAAAGCCGAACUCGACCUUGUUCUUCAUCAACUAGCUUUAUGUCGAGCGCAGCAACAACAGCAGCAACAGCAACAAACGCAUUUUAUGCUAGAAACCGAACAUCAUCAAGAUCCGGUUACAUCCUUAAGCUGUGAUGAUUUAGUUAAUGCUGCCGCGGAUUCUUUGGACAUUUAUGAUCCGAUGCUACAGUAUCAGUUUCCGCAAACGAAUGAAGAAGAUGAAUUUGUUGUUAUUCAAGAUAAUCAAGUGCAGUUGCAAGAAAAUGUUCAUGCAUUGUCUAUUGAAGAUUCGUCGCUAAUUUCGUCGCCGUGUUUGCAUCUUAAGCAGCCGUUUGAGGAUGAAUGUGACGAGAUUAAGCCGCUUCUUGACAUUAACGACGUUAAAUUUGAGGCGGAUGAAUUAGUUGAAAGGAAGUUUGUACCGUCUACACAGUUAGUUAUUUCAUCUUAGUUUACUGUUAUUAUUGUUAAUUGAUUAUACAUGAUACAUGCAGAUAUAUAAAAGAA
Molecule: messenger RNA, 970 nt
Organism: Mercurialis annua (annual mercury)
Lineage: Eukaryota; Viridiplantae; Streptophyta; Magnoliopsida; Malpighiales; Euphorbiaceae
Product: LOB domain-containing protein 22
Exons: 1
Coding region: 141-914 (257 amino acids)
Source: RefSeq, a predicted model, not a curated record